UUCCAGCAGGCGAUCGGCUCUCCAUUACACUGCGCAUUCCUUCCGAAGCUUGCCUGCCCAAGUUCAGGUUUUAAUAGCUAGAUCAGCGCACGCACAUCUACCAUGUCGCAAGGAGAAUCAUACAGACUGCCGGGGCGAGAAAGAUCGAGAUGGCCACCGUUGACACGGAUGUUGAUGUCGGGAGAGAUGAGCGAUCAGGCUCCUAGAGAGUUGAACUGGCGGGAAAUGCUUGACAGAUGGAUGGUGAACGAGGGCUACCGGAGGCUGUUCGUUGGUGUUUUUAUGCUGGUGCACCUACUGGUGUUCACAUUUGGAUGUCUGCAUUACGGUCUGAAAGAUAACCUCAACAACUCGCGGCAGCGAUUUGGCUUUACAUUUAUUAUAGCGCGUGCGUCUGCGUUGGUCCUACAUCUAGAUGUAGCGUUUAUCCUUCUUCCCGUGUGCCGCAAUCUAAUCUCACUUCUUCGUCGAACUCCCCUGAACGGCAUCAUCCAGUUUGAUAAGAACAUCACCUUCCACAAACUCACCGCCUGGUCCAUCGUCUUCUUCACCUGGGUACACACCAUCUGCCACUGGGUCAACCUCGCGCGCUUCUCUGCCCAAAACAAGCUUGGAUUUGUGGGCUUUCUCCUCGCCAACUUUGCCACCGGUCCGGGUUGGUCGGGCUACGUGAUGCUCGUCGCCCUGAUGGCGAUGGUCUGGACAGCCAUGGAGAAGCAGCGCCGCGCCAAUUUUGAACGCUUCUGGUACACGCACCACUUGUUCAUCAUUUUCUUCGUCUUCUGGUCCGUACAUGGCGCCUUCUGUCUGAUCCCGCAGGACUUUGCGCCCGUGUGCUCCGGUACCGGCGUCUUCUGGCAGUACUGGAUGUACGGCGGCUUCAUCUACCUCGCGGAGCGCAUUGCGCGCGAGGUACGGGGGAAACACAAGACGUACGUGAGCAAGGUCAUCCAGCAUCCCAGCAACGUGUGCGAGAUCCAGAUCAAGAAGGAGAAUACGAAAACGCGUGCGGGCCAGUACAUCUUCCUGUGCUGUCCGGAAAUCAGUAUCUGGCAGUACCAUCCUUUCACGCUGACCAGCGCCCCGGAGGAGGAUUAUAUCAGCGUGCACGUGCGUGCCGCCGGCGACUUUACACGUAGACUACACGCCGUGCUGGGUUGUGAGCCCGAGAGACGCGGUGGUGCGGGCGCAGACAUACCGAAGGUCAAGGCUGCUGCCGCGGAUGACAGGCACGCGGAUCCGACACUACGGCGCAUCUUGCCACGGGUGUACAUUGACGGGCCCUUUGGAUCAGCCUCCGAAGACGUAUUCAAGUUUGAAGUCGCAGUCCUCGUCGGCGCGGGCAUAGGUGUGACGCCGUUUGCAAGUAUACUGAAGAGUAUCUGGUACCGCAUGAACUACCCCCAAGGGCGCACGCGGCUACGCAAGGUGUAUUUCUUCUGGAUAUGUCGGGAUUUUGGCAGUCUGGAGUGGUUCCGAAGUUUGCUGCUGGCGAUUGAACAGCAGGAUCUGGAGGAUCGGAUUGAGAUUCAUACUUAUCUCACGGCCAAGAUCAAGAUUGACGACGCCACGAAUAUCAUGAUCAACGACGCCAACGCCGAGCAAGACGCCAUCACCGGCCUUCGCUCGCCCACAUCCUUCGGCAGACCGAACUGGGACAUUAUCUUCCGCAGCAUCCGCAGGAUCCAUGCCCCGGCGGAGGCUGGCGUGUUCUUCUGUGGGCCGAAGCCAUUGGGGAGCUUGUUGCACGUGAAGUGUAAUAUGUACAGUGAUGAUGCGUUUCAGUUUGUGUAUGGAAAGGAGAACUUUUAGAGCGCGGAAGAAGCGCGCGCAGUUCUGGUUUUGGGGUUGGGGGAGCGGACGUUUGGAGCUGAAGAUAUCUUUUUGCCUGCCUGAAUUUUUCGGUAUGUCACUUGAUAGAUGGAUAGCAUACUAUCUUGCCCGCGGACCUGUAUAUAUAUACAUAUAUAAAAUAUCCAUAUGCUUUUUCGUCGUGGCGAUUGAGCUUAGAAGAUUAUAUUACCG
This is a messenger RNA of Pseudovirgaria hyperparasitica, 2025 nucleotides long. Its product is annotated as cytochrome b-245 heavy chain subunit beta. Gene Ontology annotation, biological process: defense response; superoxide anion generation. Gene Ontology annotation, cellular component: NADPH oxidase complex; plasma membrane. The transcript has 4 exons. Gene Ontology annotation, molecular function: superoxide-generating NAD(P)H oxidase activity. The record is from RefSeq and is a predicted model, not a curated record. Bases 103 to 1812 code for a protein of 569 amino acids. NCBI's taxonomy places the organism in Eukaryota, Fungi, Ascomycota, Dothideomycetes, Acrospermales, Acrospermaceae.